AUGGGUUUCGGACUUGUUGCUGUUACUUAUAUUGUUGCCCUUUUGCUGACUAUUGUUUUGAUAUUUUUUGUUAUUUAUCACAUAAUUGCUUUUGAUGAACUUAAAACGGAUUAUAAAAAUCCAGUGGAUCAGUGUCGAAAUCUUAACCCUCUCGUGCUUCCCGAAUACUGUUUGCACGCAUUCAUCACACUCUCCUUCCUCCUGACUUGGCAGAUAGCAGCGCUGUUAGUCAACAUCCCUUUGCUCGUCUAUCACAUCCACAGGUACCUUACACGUCCAGUUAAAUCAGGUAUUGGACUGUACCAUCCGACCUCCAUCCUCAACAGUAAUGAGCUCAAUAGGGCUAUGAAAGAAGGAUGGGUGAAAUUGGCGUUCUACGUAAUGAGUUUCUUUGGCUAUCUGUUCGGGAUGAUCGCCUCGCUCAUCGCCUCUUAG
This is a messenger RNA of Echinococcus granulosus, 435 nucleotides long. Its product is annotated as Protein cornichon. The transcript has 5 exons. Gene Ontology annotation, biological process: endoplasmic reticulum to Golgi vesicle-mediated transport. NCBI's taxonomy places the organism in Eukaryota, Metazoa, Platyhelminthes, Cestoda, Cyclophyllidea, Taeniidae. The coding region runs from base 1 to 435 and encodes 144 amino acids. Gene Ontology annotation, cellular component: COPII-coated ER to Golgi transport vesicle; endoplasmic reticulum membrane. The record is from RefSeq and is a predicted model, not a curated record.